Molecule: messenger RNA, 4131 nt
Organism: Cynoglossus semilaevis (tongue sole)
Lineage: Eukaryota; Metazoa; Chordata; Actinopteri; Pleuronectiformes; Cynoglossidae
Gene: lhx1a
Product: LIM homeobox 1a
Exons: 5
Coding region: 1650-2873 (407 amino acids)
Biological process (GO): neuron differentiation; regulation of transcription by RNA polymerase II
Cellular component (GO): nucleus
Molecular function (GO): DNA-binding transcription factor activity, RNA polymerase II-specific; zinc ion binding; RNA polymerase II transcription regulatory region sequence-specific DNA binding
Source: RefSeq, a predicted model, not a curated record
UAGAACCUUUCUGUCUUUCACUUCAACGCUUCCUCUUUCGAAUAGCAAAGAGUUUAAAGUGCUAACAUGACACGCGGGGGAAACACUCGUUAGGUAAAUACACUUACAAAAAAAGAGAAAAAAUACCCCACGUCGCUGGGGGUAGAAAGAAGAACUCAGUCCACGUCUUAUUAUCUGUAUAUAUUCAACCAGUAUUGGACACUACAAUGGUAACGCACAUCUGCUUUAUUUGCCAUAAAGUGAACACACAAACAUGUCCAGAACACACAUGCCGGAGCCCUGUUUUUCUUGCACAAAGCAACUUUACAUGGGAAAUCUAUAGGAGCUGGGGGCCAUGCAAUCCGCGCCCCCAGCCCCCCCAGACCGGUCCUGAAGAUGCCACUGUUACAUCUACCUGCUCAGAUCCCUCCAUCAUGUCCCCCCUCAUGCCCGGAAGACAAUUUGUGCAGCGGCUGAGAAACGGCGUCUCUCCCUCUGCGCUGCUCAACCUCCGCCGCGGCUGUUUCUGCUCCAAACACAUUCACUUACAUAUGACACUUUGCGGGGAAAAUUCUUCACAAUUGGUGUCUUGAGUGUGCGGCAUAAAUAGCAGGCAGAGCCCUCACUGGGUUAUGAUGGGGCGGCUUGGUGCUCGCUGGCAUGGCGCGUCGCUGAUUGGUCGCGCUUCCACCUGACGUCAGGAGGCUGGGAAUAAGGCUGGGCUGGAGCUUUAGGAGCAAGACAGUGUAAGUGGAGAGCCAGCGCAUCCCUGCAUAUACGCACGGAGGUGGAGACUGUGGGCAUCCCAGCAUCAACAACGACAACUACACCGGAGGCGCCAUCGAGUUCCAGCUUCAACGUCCAGGAUCGUCCAGCACACCUUCAGGGGGGGGGAGACACUCGUCCACCUGUGUGGCUUCAAUCCUUCGGGCUGUGGGAUCUUUGUUUCUCACCGGGGUUUGGACUGAGGAUACGCUGCCAUGUCAAAGGGCACCGCAUUAUUUACAGGCGCGCGUGUCUCUGUGUUGUGUGACAGCUCCGUCCAAGAAGAAUUACAUUAGACUCUUCACCCAGCAGUGACUGGCACCGCUCGAAGCUCCUCUUCUUCUUCGCCCGAUGCAUCACUUCCAAGAGAGCUGGGACAUCCACGGCGGCUCUGGUCUCUCAGUCUGCAGUUCUUUUUGACUUCGAAUCAUUUUAUUUUUUGUAUUUUUUUUUUUUUUGUUUGCUCCACUUGGCGAAUCUCCCACUCUAUUUUUCCCGGAUACAACGAGGGACUGAUUUAUCCAUUUAUUUAUUUAUCUAUUUAUUUAUUUCUCUUGCUUCUUUGCUCUCAAAGAGGAAGGAAGGGGGACGUUGUUGCUGCUGCUGCUGCUGCUCCUGCCAUCCAUCCCUGUUUGUUUUUCCUCUUUAUUUUUUUCCCUCCCCUUUUGGACGCUUGAGCCUUUUUACGCAUGCAGGGAGAAAUCUGUGGUGACACCUGAUCGACUGACUUCCCCGCGCACAUUGACCCGGGAGCUCCAGGCGAUUUGGAGAGGGAGAAAGCAGAUAGUCGGUCAAUGCUCGGCCUGGGCUGUUGAUUUGGUUUGUGUGUGUGCGUGCGUGUGUGUGAGAGAGAGAGACUGUGCGUGCGCGCUUCAUCUGCCGGGGUUUGUAGCCCAGCCAAAGCCAUGGUCCACUGCGCCGGCUGCGAGAGGCCUAUCCUGGACCGCUUUCUGCUCAACGUGCUGGACAGAGCCUGGCACGUCAAAUGCGUGCAGUGCUGCGAGUGCAAAUGCAAUUUAACUGAGAAAUGCUUCUCACGGGAAGGAAGACUGUACUGCAAGAAUGAUUUCUUUAGGCGGUUCGGUACAAAGUGUGGCGGCUGCUCACAGGGCAUCUCUCCCAGUGACUUGGUGCGGAGGGCCCGCAGCAAAGUCUUUCACCUCAACUGCUUCACCUGCAUGAUGUGCAAUAGGCAGCUCUCCACCGGAGAGGAGCUCUACAUCAUCGACGAGAACAAAUUCGUCUGCAAAGACGAUUAUAUCAGCAACUCCAACGUAAAGGACACAUAUUUAAUUGCAGUAACAGCGUGCAGCGACCCGAGCCUAUCGCCGGACUCUCAGGACCAGCUCCAGGACGACGUGGUUCUGAAGGAGACAGAGAUCGCUGCGCUGUCUGACAAAGAAACGACGAACAACGAGAACGACGACCAGAACCUCGGUGGGAAGCGGCGGGGCCCGAGGACCACCAUCAAGGCCAAGCAGCUGGAGACGCUGAAGGCGGCGUUCGCGGCCACACCGAAGCCCACCAGACACAUCAGGGAGCAACUGGCCCAGGAGACCGGCCUCAACAUGAGGGUCAUCCAGGUCUGGUUCCAGAAUCGACGUUCCAAAGAGAGACGCAUGAAACAGCUGAGCGCGCUGGGCGCCCGGAGGCACGCGUUUUUCCGGAGCCCGAGAAGGAUGAGGACGCUGGUGGACCGGCUGGAGCCCGGGGAGCUGCUCCCCAACGGGCCCUUCUCCUACUAUGGAGAUUAUCAAAGUGAGUACUACGGCCCAGGAGGGAAUUAUGACUUCUUUCCUCAGGGGCCUCCGUCAUCACAGGCCCAGACCCCAGUUGAUCUCCCCUUCGUGCCCUCCUCAGGCCCCACUGGCACCCCCCUCGGAGGUAUGGACCACCCCCUGCCGGGCCACCACCCUUCCAGUGAAGUGCAACGUUUCUCUGACAUCAUGUCCCACCACCCGGGGGACUCUCCCAGCCCGGAGCCCGGCAUCCCGGGGCCCCUGCACAGCAUCUCCUCCGAGGUGUUCGGCCCCAACCCGCCCUUUACCUCACUGUCACUGAACGGCAGCGGCUACAGCAACCACCUGUCCCACCCACCCUCGGAAAUGAACGAGGGCACUGUGUGGUAGUUUUCAGGGGGAGCGGACUUUGACUGGCAAGAGAUUCAGUGACAGAGGACGGUGAGGUUUGGUGGCGGUGAUGGGGGCCUGGAAUUAUAAACAGGGACAUGGAUAUCAACAGGGUUAGGGGCAACUCCAUUAAAUCAUUAUUUUAUUAUUGUUAUUAAUUUUGUGGAGGGGAGGGGAGCGGGGGGAAGGGUGUUUGUUAUUUAUUUAUUUAUUUUCCCACAUGAUUGGUUUGUCUUCUUAGUGGGAAAGUUUAUCUGGCAUAAAAAUUAUGCUCCAAAAGUAUUGUCUUCAGUAUUGUGUUUUGAGUGUUUAACUGCUUCUUUUGCCCGCUCCUUACAUCCAAAACUGGGACUACAAAAAAAAAGCAACAACGACAACAAAAUAUAUAUAUAUAAUAAGAGGUGAAACUGUUGAACUGCCCCGUUUUCCAUUUCCAGGUGUGGGGGGUGAGGGGGCCCCGGUGACCCCAGCUUGUCAGGGGGCCCCAGCAUAACAACCAAACCGCCUUACUCUCAAAGGUGGGGGUAGAAAACGUCCCUUGCAAAUCUCUUACAGUAUGUUGUGAACAUGAAAACAUCACUAGCUACUGUCAAAGACUUCAAUAGCUUUACAGAGGGAGACGGAGGGAGCUGAGGGCUGGUUGUGUGCUGACCUGGCACUGUAAAAAAGCUGAGCGGCAUUCAGACUGUGUUGGAGGCACUAGACAUGUCCUGUGUAUUUAUUCAGCAGCUCCUUAGACCUCCUCGCCUCUCAAGGCUCCGCCAUAUUGACCCUCAACCUUUUUGAAGGCUGGAGAAAAUGACUUUUUCCCCUGCGUGUGGACUAUUUCUUUCUUUCUUUCUAUUUUUUUUUCCUUUCUCACUUUCAUAAUUUUCACCAAAUCUGAAGAAGGCCGCCUUCAAAAGGCAAACAGUAAAACCCUCUACGGAUGGCAAACCCUUUAUUUAAAAAAUGGAAGUGAACUGGAUAUGUUGAAAUGAAGUCUACCUUCUAAAAAAAAUCUGAUUCUAAAUAUGGGACUUACAGCAGUCAACUGUUUACGUAAACCUAUUUAAUUCAGGAGUCCAGACGUCUCGAAGAACCGUGUUCUAGAACCUCUCGAUCCAUAUAAAAUGUUCCAAGCAACAAACCAAACUUUUGUAUUGAUUUCAUUUAUAUUGUAUGGAGAUACAAACACGUUUGCUGGGGUUGUGGUUCACUGUGCUAGUUUGUACAAGAUGUUGUUUACAAAAAAUGGUUAUAAAAAGGAAAAAAAAAA